Messenger RNA from Ruditapes philippinarum (Manila clam), 519 nucleotides. RefSeq lists its product as uncharacterized. The transcript is spliced from 2 exons. The coding region runs from base 116 to 445 and encodes 109 amino acids. The record is from RefSeq and is a predicted model, not a curated record. Lineage: Eukaryota; Metazoa; Mollusca; Bivalvia; Venerida; Veneridae.
UCGUGUUCGAUGUGGUAUUAAAACUAUUGAAAGGCGUAUAUUUCUUAUAUAAAUUUGUGCAUGUAAUGAUUUUCAAAUAUAUAGAACUUUCACUUGUUCACUUAUUUCGUACGAAAUGAAUUUACCUGUGUUUCUAACACUAUUUAUUAGUGUUUCGCAAGUGAUGACAUUGCCUGUUGGCUUAUCAGACCAAAUAUACAUAAAACCAGAAGGAAGCCCUAGAAGAUUUGAAGAUUGGACAGAAUCUAGAGGUAUUUCAGGACAGGAAUUAGUUUUCAUUGGUCCCAAUGAUGUAGAUGACGGCAUAGAGAUGAAUUCAUACCGUGGAAACGGGUAUGGCCUAUUUAGAAGGAAUCGAAGGAAUGGUGGUCAAUUAUUGGCAAAGUGUCGACAACAGAAGCCUUUCCUUUCAGCACUUAUUUGCAGACAUUUGGUCCAAAAUUGAUGAGAAAACAAAACAGAUCGAAACGUUUGUUAAUUUAGGACAUAAUUAUAUUAUCAAAUAAAGUUUGAAUUUGA